AUGACCACCAAUCCUACAGGUCCAGAAUCGCGUUCUCCGGGAGGCGAACAUGUGACUUACGUGACCGCUAGUACUUCAAGUUCGUACCGACGGACCGCAGCAGAUAUCAUCGAGGUCGGGUUCAACGGCGGCAACGGAACGGGGUGGUACUCACUGCCGUGGUCCGCCGACGGCAAUUCUUACAAACUCGUGCAGUACGGCAGCACACAGGUAGCCGGACGAUGGUUGGCAAGAGUAGAUGAAGAAAUCGAGUACGGUGGCUGCAGCAACGACAGCAUCGGAGUCCUGCAACUUGACAAACCGCAGGCAACUAUGCUCGGAGGGUUCACGCUGAACGUCACCGGCCCAUGCUUUAGAAUCAGCGACGUGCUGAAGAUGCAGAUUGAUGAAACUACCGUUGACUGUGAACGAGUGAGUCUACAGAAUUUAAACGCGCAGUUAUCGGAGAUUUUAUAUUCGCUAGCUCGAUAUGUCAUGCCUUCGUUGGCCAGACGCCAAGUGAACCUAAUUAACGACCCCGCCGUACCGACUAACAACUGGCGUAGUUUCAACCCUGAUAACUUAACCCUGACUUGGCCGGCUGUAAACAUAUCGGUGAAUCCCAAUCAGCCAGUAGACAUAACACUUUGGGGAUACUGGGAGGACGUUCAGGGUCAUAGUUUUGAAGAGAUCGGUUCUAUUGCGCGCUCUACGACCAAUCGAGGCAUCUUUUCAUUUAAUCCUCGAACGUUGUCAAAGUCAGACAUGCUUCGAGACGCCUGGACUAAAUACGCUGGCGGUCUGAUUCAGAUCAGAGUCAGUCAAGACUGGAUGAGAGAUAAAGGCGACGGAAUUUACUGGUCAGACAUGGUUCCUUUUGGCUGGUAUUUCCGAGACGUGUGGCAGUAUCAAAUGGGUUCAAAUUGGGCGACUGACAUGUGCAUCAAUUGGUUCGAUUAUGACGGUAGACGCGAGAAUUUCUACAUGUUUCUGGAGAAUGAAAAUCCUUGCCCCUGUACUUUGGACCAGGCGCUAUUGGACGUUGGACGGUUUGUCGCUUUGAUGGAUUGCGAUAUUAACGGUGAUCAUCGCUGUUACUACACUCAAGGAGCUCAGCAUUGCGUCGUAUCAACAAAAAACGUAUGGACAGGCGCUGGACAGGUGUGCUGCUACGACUGGGAGGGAUGGCUGAUGUUCUCUCAGGAUUAUGAGUAUAAUGAUCAGUAUUUGCGCUUUUAUUCUGCUGGUGUUCCAUAUCGCGCUCAUCCUUAUGGUUACGUGUAUGGCGAAGGUCAUUUCAUAACGUUCGACAACGUCCGCUAUACGUUCAGUGGCAAAGGCUAUUACAUACUAACGAAGUUCAAAACUCCAUCUGCCAAUGCUAUGGUGCAGAUCAGAAUGGAACAGCCUCCAAAGACAUUAUGGAACACUGACGUGCCUGCGACCGUCGUUACAGGAAUCACAGCUCAAGAUAAUGAAUCAGCCGUAAUAGAAGUAUAUGCUCGCAAGGAAUUUCGUCGCUGGCGCUACAAAACUGAUGUGUAUGUCGACAGUACCAGAGUAUUUUUCGAUACACCGUGGCAGAAACUUCAGGUCUUUCGAGGAGUUACGAUACGUAGUCGUCCAAGAAACAUGAACAUGUCAGAGUUGGAAAUAAUGUUCGAUACUGGAUUAGGACUUUUGGUGAAAGAAUCGCGAGGAAUGCUGAACGUAAUGGUAUCCAUUCCUCCGAAAUAUAACGAGACUUAUGCCUGGAGACAAAGGACAGAAUUUGGAAGAAUGGAACCGACAGCCGGUGUGUUUGGAACGGGCAAGUGCGCAAGUCAUUACCACACAGUGGGUCUUUUGGGCGUCUACAACAAUGAUCCAAGGGACGACUUGACAACUCCAGAUUGUAACGUCAUCAAUCCGCCAUUAUCUGAAACUGAUAAUCGAAAUCUGUUCUAUGAAUUUGGCCAGAGAUGGAAACUUGAUGGUAAACAAGAUUCUGUGCUCUUCAAUGCUAUUCAUCGGCCGAUUUACAAUCCCCAUUUGUUUGCUAGCCUGCAGUACACUCCGACGUUUGAUCCUUGGCAGAACAACAACAUGACUUUUUAUGAAUCGCUCAUAUUCAGCCGGGACGAAGUGCGGGUUGCGUGCAAAGGAUCAGCUAGUUGCGAGUUCGACUAUCUAACAACAGGACGAAGGGAAAUUGCUAUGGAUACUUUGACAAGCGAAAUGACAUUCCAUGACAUGAAGCGGCGAGGAGAAAAGCUAUUGAUAAGCUGUGGACCAUUGUGGAAAUAUUCCGGCGUGCUGAAAUAUCCAGUUGGGAAGAACUACUUGGACGGUGUAAGAGUGAACCUCUUCUGUAAACCAGAGUAUUUCAUUCAUGGGGAUCCGCAGCGGGUCUGCGUUAAUGGCACGUGGUCCCCGGGUUGGUGGGCAUGGUGUCGCUGGAGGACGGAAGAAAAUGCGCUUAAAUGGUUCACUGGAAUCGUUGUCGCAUUGCUGAUAUUUGCGAUAAUCUUUGGAAUCUUCUGGUACUGCAACACUCUCAAAAAACAGAAACUGAAAUCAAGGGGAAGACAAUUCUUUAUUGGAAGGUACAUUCCCGAAAUCAGUAAAAAUGGAGGAAGUGCGAAGAAACCUUCUUCACAACAGCCGACUAUUCCAGUGGUUGACCACGAACCCCCGAAGUCUGGCGCUUACAGCGGUCGAGGCCAAGCCAGGUAUUCAGAAAGUACGGCAUGAAG
Messenger RNA from Soboliphyme baturini, 2714 nucleotides. The record is from the annotation of a GenBank genome assembly. Lineage: Eukaryota; Metazoa; Nematoda; Enoplea; Dioctophymatida; Soboliphymatidae.